Molecule: messenger RNA, 1135 nt
Organism: Salvia hispanica
Lineage: Eukaryota; Viridiplantae; Streptophyta; Magnoliopsida; Lamiales; Lamiaceae
Source: RefSeq, a predicted model, not a curated record
UUGCCACAUUUUCUGAAAUUGAAUCCAGAGCAAAAUCAAUCUCAUCAAACACUGAUAUCUUGCCAUGGAAGAUCCCUCCAUUGUGAUUCCCCAUCUCCCAAACGAUGUGAUCAUCGAAAUUCUCACGAGGCUACCAGUAAAACCCCUCUUGAAAUUCAAACGCGUCUGCAAAUCAUGGCGAGCCCUAAUUUCCAGCACACAAAUCGUCGCAGCCCACCUCGAAUUCACAAAAUCAGCUCGAAAUCUCACUACCCACAGACUCAUUUUGAAGUAUCGAGGUAAUACUAUGAAGCAAUGUUCAGUUAAUUCCAUACUGCACCAAUCUGUUCCCGAAGCAUUCGAUUUGAGCUGCUCACUCCUAUCUGAGAGACAUCAAUUUUGGGUGGUGGGUUCUUGCAAUGGUUUAGUUUUCCUGUUGAUAGACAAAAAAGAAAUGAUUUUGUGGAACCCAUCCACGGGAAUUUGCAAAAAACUGCCAGAUUUCGGCGUGGAAAUAAACGUUGGUCACAAUUAUACUUAUGGCUUAGGUUAUGAUAAAUCGAGUGAUGAUUAUAAAGUGGUGGGGUUUUUCAAUGGCAAUAGGGAUUUGUCUGAGGUGAUGAUGCAAGUUUAUAGUUUGAAGAAUGAUAAGUGGAAGAGGAUCGAGAAUUUUAAGGGGCGUUGGUCGUUGGAUGGUACAGCGACAUUUGCUAAUGGGAAGCUAUAUUGGAUUGCUUAUCAAGGUUAUGAGUUGAAACCCUGUUUGGAUAUUUUGUCCGUUGAUUUGGAGACGGAGGAGUAUGAGAUACUGCAAAUGCCGAGCUAUGUGAAGAGAGGCUAUUACUCGAGGUUGGGAGGAGCGUGGGAGGGGUCGUUGCACGUGCUGUGCAGCCAUAUGGAGAGUGCGGAUGUGUGGAUCAUGGACGUGGGAGGAGGGGAUUGGACGAAGGUGGCUACAAUUCCCUAUAUUAAUGAUCUCUUGAAGAAUACUUGUAUCCGGAGGUUAGGGACUCGGGUGAACUCCUUCGAGUCAGUGCUUAUCUGGAAAGUUUAUGAAGCUGAUCAUUAGUUUAUGAUUCUUCUUUAGUAUGUCGGAUUAGCAUGAUAUUAACAUGUAGUAUGAUGUAGAAUUUGCUCUAAUUUUUUUAAGGAUAAU